CGGUGCGGUAACGGUAUUAUUAUACCAGAGUUCAGAACAAAUUUGUAGCAAUAUGAUUUUAAAGAGGAUAGCAGUCCUCUUUAGUCUUAGUUUGGCAAGUUUGCUCCUUGGCGCGCGCUCGGAGCUGGUUGAAGUUAUAGAUCUCAAUGCCAACUGGAGCAUUACAAAUCAAAAUCUGACGGUAAGCAAAAGUAAUAUUCCACUGCCAUCGGGCGUCUAUAGUGUCCUAUAUGGCGAGGAAGUUUUGAACUCCUACAAUGACAUCAACAUGCGUUGGAUAGCGCUGGAUAACUGGACUUAUACGCGAACAUUUAAAGUUGCUCGCAACCACUUGCCCAAGCACCUCUGCAAUUUGACUUUCCACGGCAUCGACACCGUCGCCGAGAUACGCUUGAACAAUCAUGUCUUAGGACGCACCGACAACAUGUUCGUACGCUAUAGCUACGACAUAACCAAAUUGCUGAUCGAAGACAACGUUAUCGAAGUACAGCUAUUCUCACCGAUACUGGCGGCAAAGAAACGUGCCGCAGAUUUCGCUACUAAUGCGACCAACUAUCCGCCGAAUUGUCCCUCGGAUCGCUAUCAUGGCGAGUGCAAUGUCAAUAUGCUGCGCAAGAUGCAGUCCAGUUUUUCAUGGGACUUUGCACCGGCGGUGCCUUCCAUGGGAAUUUGGAAAGGCGUAUACUUGGAAUGCUACGAUGUUGCGAUUAUUCGAGAUGUAGAUGUGGUUAUCAGCCGCACGAAAACGCACUGGAAAGCCGACAUGUAUGUGUACCUUGAUGUGGGCGGAUCAGAGGACUUCUUUGCUGAGCUCAAGUUCUACGCUUUUGGUAUCUUGGAGGAGCCAGUUAUCAUUAAGGACUACACAAAGCAAAGGGUGUUGCGUAAAAAUCCCGUUAUAAUGUUUUCACAAACUUUUCCCUUGAACUCCGUUAUUGCUUGGUGGCCCAAUGGCUUUGGCAGCCAAAAUCUAUACACUUUUAAUUUUGUGCUCAAUGCAUGGCUAGGUAACGAAGGGCCAAACAUAGAUUCGCCAACAGUCUCGCAGAAGUCAAUUCGCAUCGGUUUUCGUACAGUAGAACUUGUGGAACAGGAGCAAGCAAAUCGUAAUGGCUACACAUUCUUCUUCCGCAUAAAUGGCGAGGACAUCUUUAUAAAGGGCGCCAACUAUAUGCCAUCGCAUGUGCUGCCGGAGAAGAUGCAAGAACCCGAACGACUCAAGCACCUGCUUACUUCCGCCAGGGAUGCCAAUAUGAAUAUGUUACGCAUUUGGGGUGGUGGCAUUUAUGAAUCCGAUCUUUUCUACGAACUCGCUGACACAUUAGGUUUGCUCAUAUGGCAGGAUAUGACCUUCGCAAGCGCCAUGUAUCCAGUUGAUGCGGCUUUCCUUGACUCUGUUCGCACCGAGAUAGUGCAAAACGCACACCGCAUCGCCUAUCAUCCUAGCUUGGUUGUAUUGGCCGCCAACAGUGAAAACGAAUUGGCCUUGGCUCAGAACCUGUACGGCACUUUGGUUGAACAGAAGCGCUUUGAGCAUGAAUACCGGACUUUAUAUGUGCAUAAUGUGAUACACCAACUAAAGUCAAUGCAACAUCCCGCACGCGUUUCGCCGCUGUUGUCAACACCUUCGAUUGGGAAACGAGGUGAGAAGUACAAUUACAUUGCGCCGGAUCCACAAAGCGCACAAUAUGGCGAUGUCCACUUCUUUGUGGUCCAUGAAAACGGUUGGAAUGUCAAUAUCUACCCAACGCCGCGCUUUGUCACUGAGUAUGGCUUCCAGAGUUUACCGCGCACGGCAGCUUGGAAGAGCAGCAUGAGGGCCGAGGAUAAUUUAAUGGAUAUAAUGCGUCACCGUCAACAUCAUCCCAUGGCCAUGCUGCCGAUUGUGAAUUUGAUACGUCCGAAUUUGCCGCUACCGCUGACGAAGGACGCGCGUUAUACCGACGCACUGAUUUAUUUCAGUCAAAUCGCACAAGCAAUGGCCCUAAAAGUUGAAACCGAGUGGUACCGCAGCCUACGCAACACCGAACAUCGUACAAUGGGCGCACUCUACUGGCAGCUGAAUGAUGUCUGGGUCGCACCCUCCUGGUCCACAAUUGAUUUCUACGGCAAUUAUAAGCUCGCUUACCAUUGGUCUAAGGAAUUUUUGGCGCCGAUAACGAUCAUUGCUUUACCCGACACCAACAACAAUGCUAUUAAUGUAACGAUUGCUUGUGAUCAAUUGGAAGUGAGCAGCGAAACUGUACAUGUAACGGUACAACUUUUCAAGUAUGACAAGCUAACUGCGGUGAAUUAUACCAAAAUUGACACAACCUUGAAAAGCAAUAGCGCAACUAACAUACGAUCACUCGCCACAAGCAAGAUUUUCACCAAUGACACCACUGAAAAGAACACCUUCUUGAAGUUUAUACUACACAGAGGACCUAUUGAAAUCUCGUCGACCUACUUCUUUCCAAUGUCCUUUAAUAGCGCCGAAGGAAUCAGCGAUCCUGAGCUGGCUUAUGAUCUACAAUGGAUGCACUGCAUUGAAAAAGAUCAAACCUACGAGAAUGCCUACACCUUAAAGAUCGCUGUAAAGCGUCCAGCAUUCUUCGUCUUCAUUGAUAUUAUUCAUCCGAAGGUAGGAAAGUUUAAGCUAUCACAGAACGGUUUUAUUCAAACCAAUCCCACCACGAAGGUGAAUGUAACAUUCAACGCGGAUGAAUGCAUCAUUCUACAAAAUUCGAAUGUGAUAAUUAAAACAAUGCAUGAAUUUAUUUCCUAAAUGUGUAGAAUACACUGCAAUU
Messenger RNA from Bactrocera tryoni, 2786 nucleotides. Its product is annotated as beta-mannosidase-like. Bases 53 to 2764 code for a protein of 903 amino acids. Lineage: Eukaryota; Metazoa; Arthropoda; Insecta; Diptera; Tephritidae. Gene Ontology annotation, molecular function: beta-mannosidase activity. The record is from RefSeq and is a predicted model, not a curated record. The transcript has 12 exons. Gene Ontology annotation, biological process: glycoprotein catabolic process.